AUUGAUUCUUCUCCCUCUCCCUUGUCCUCCUCUUCUUCAUUCCCUCCUGUCUCAUCAAACUCCCGACUCUGUAUCAGCUACAGCAUUAGCUAUAAUGGAGUCCAUGGAGUCAUCAUCUUGUAUCCCUCCUGGAUUCCGUUUCCAUCCAACGGAUGAAGAGCUGGUGGGUUAUUAUCUAACCAAGAAGGUUGCAUCACAGAAGAUUGAUCUUCAUUUCAUCAGAGACAUCGAUCUCUACAGGAUCGAACCAUGGGAUCUUCAAGAGCGAUGUCGGAUCGGGUAUGAAGGGCAGAAUGAAUGGUACUUCUUCAGCCACAAGGAUAAGAAGUAUCCCACAGGGACAAGGACAAACAGAGCAACCAUGGCCGGUUUCUGGAAGGCCACUGGACGAGACAAGGCUGUAUAUGAUAAAUCAAAGCUCAUUGGCAUGAGGAAAACCCUAGUCUUUUACAAAGGAAGAGCUCCAAAUGGACAGAAAACCGACUGGAUCAUGCAUGAAUACCGGCUUGAGUCUGACGAGAACAGCCCUCCUCAGGAAGAAGGAUGGGUUGUUUGUCGGGCAUUCAAAAAGCGAGCCAAUGGUCAAAACAAGAACAUUGAAGGAUGGGAUUCAAGCUACUUUUAUGAUGAACCUAGCGUUGUAAGCUCAGUGGUUGAUCCCACUGACUACAUGUCCAUGCAGUCUCAGAACAUAUUAACUCAGAAUUUUCUUUGCAAGCAAGAAACAGAGGCAGUAGAGAACUUAAACUUCAUUCAUUUCGAUCAGUUUGUGCAACUUCCACAGCUAGAGAGUCCAUCUUUGCCAUUAAUGAAGAGGCCAAGUUCGAUAUCUAUGCCAUCAGAGAUUAAUAUUAUUAGCAAUGAAGAGGAAGAAGAAGAGCAGUGCAUCAACAACAAGAAGAACAAGAACAAGCAAAAAGUGACAGACUGGAGAGAUCUAGAUAAGUUUGUGGCUUCUCAGCUGAUGAGCCAAGAAGAUAGGUCGGAUGGUGUUGAAGGAAUUUCGGCCUUUGAAGGAAAUAGUAAUUCCGACAUGGCGGCACUGCUGUUUUUGCAGAGUGGUAGAGAGGAGGGGAACAAGUUGAGUCCUUUCUUGAGUUCCACAACUUCAGACUGUGAUAUUGGAAUAUGCAUAUUUGAUAAAUAAUGAAGGGAAGGGAGACGGAGAAUUUUUUUUUUUUUCUCUUGCUACUAUAAUUAUAUGUGGUUGAUGCAUAUCAUGAGACAUAUCUUUGUAAAAAUAUGUUUUUAAAUGAAGCCUUUCUUCUCGU
Messenger RNA from Rubroshorea leprosula, 1271 nucleotides. NCBI's taxonomy places the organism in Eukaryota, Viridiplantae, Streptophyta, Magnoliopsida, Malvales, Dipterocarpaceae. The record is from the annotation of a GenBank genome assembly.